AAGGUGUGGUGUGUAAAAGGCCGUAAACAAGGACCGACAAGCAGAACUUGUCAGUCAGGUAUGCUCUUGAGAAACGGUCACUGACAUGUUGACGCACAGGUAUAAUCAUGCAAAUGUGGUAGUUGAGUAGAUGGAGGAACCUUCAACAGAAAUGCGCCGAAUCAGGCCCAAGCCAGAAAAUCAGGAGGAGGGCUUACAAAAAGGCGUUGCCCAGAGCUCACUUUUUACGGAAACAGCACUUUGAGACGGCGCAGACAGAGCAGGGGACGACGUUCAUCCACCACCUCUUGAUAGCCUUGCAACCAGCGUAGCGAACUUCCAGUAAAUCAAAAUGCCAAAGGAAAAGAUCCACAUCAACAUCGUGGUCAUCGGCCACGUCGACUCCGGCAAGUCCACCUCUACCGGCCACUUGAUCUACAAGUGUGGAGGAAUCGACAAGAGAACCAUCGAGAAGUUCGAGAAGGAAGCUCAGGAGAUGGGCAAGGGCUCCUUCAAGUACGCCUGGGUGCUGGACAAACUGAAGGCCGAGCGUGAGCGUGGUAUCACCAUCGACAUCGCUCUGUGGAAGUUUGAGACCACCAAGUACUACGUGACCAUCAUUGAUGCCCCUGGACACAGGGACUUCAUCAAGAACAUGAUCACUGGUACCUCUCAGGCUGACUGCGGCGUGCUGAUUGUUGCUGCUGGUGUUGGUGAGUUUGAAGCCGGUAUCUCCAAGAACGGUCAGACCCGUGAGCACGCCCUGCUUGCCUUCACCCUCGGUGUGAAGCAGCUCAUUGUUGGAGUCAACAAGAUGGACUCCACCGAGCCCCCUUACAACCAGGGCCGUUUCGAGGAAAUCCAAAAGGAAGUGAGCACCUACAUCAAGAAAGUAGGCUACAACCCUACCGCUGUUGCCUUCGUCCCCAUCUCUGGAUGGCAUGGAGACAACAUGCUGGAGAAAAGUGAAAAUAUGUCCUGGUUCAAGGGAUGGGCGGUUGAGCGCAAGGAGGGCAAUGCCGCAGGAACCACUCUGCUGGAGGCUCUCGAUGCCAUCCUGCCCCCUAAACGCCCAACAGACAAGCCCCUGCGUCUGCCCCUGCAGGACGUCUACAAAAUUGGCGGCAUUGGAACUGUCCCUGUCGGCCGUGUUGAGACCGGUAUCCUGAAGCCUGGCACGAUCGUCACUUUUGCUCCCGCCAACCUGACCACUGAGGUGAAGUCUGUGGAGAUGCACCACGAGGCCCUUACUGAGGCUCUGCCCGGUGACAACGUGGGCUUCAAUAUCAAGAACGUGUCCGUCAAGGAAAUCCGCCGUGGAAACGUGGCCGGUGACAGCAAGAACGACCCUCCCAUGGCUGCAGCUUCCUUCCUCGCCCAGGUCAUCGUCCUGAACCACCCCGGAGAGAUCCAUGCAGGUUACGCUCCUGUGCUCGACUGCCACACUGCUCACAUCGCCUGCAAGUUCGCCGAGCUCAAGGAGAAGGUGGACCGGCGUUCUGGCAAGACGCUUGAGCAAAACCCCAAAUUUGUGAAAUCUGGAGAUGCUGCCAUUGUUAAUUUGGAACCAAACAAACCCAUGGUCGUUGAGCCCUACUCUCAGUAUGCCCCAUUAGGUCGCUUUGCUGUGCGUGACAUGAGGCAGACAGUGGCUGUCGGUGUCAUCAAGUCUGUCGUGAAGAAGGAACCUGGUGCUGGAAAGACAACCAAGGCUGCACAGAAGGCUGAAAAGAAGAAAUGAAUUUUCAUGCAGGAUGUCAAACAAGAAGUGGUGCAUCAACAGCAGCAGGUUGCCUCAUCCUCUUUCCCCCUCCGCCAUCCAGCGCUGUCUUCUCUGAAGCAGAGCUAUCUACUCAAGGACUGGCUUAUGCUGAUUAAAACCCAUCGGAAGAGUUUCCGCAGGAAAGGAAGGCUCAUGUCAUCUAGGGGAAACUAUGAUCAUAAUUAACAUCAAACGAAAACAAUAAAAACCUUAAACAUUGCUAAAUCAA
Messenger RNA from Notolabrus celidotus (New Zealand spotty), 1970 nucleotides. Its product is annotated as elongation factor 1-alpha-like. NCBI's taxonomy places the organism in Eukaryota, Metazoa, Chordata, Actinopteri, Labriformes, Labridae. Gene Ontology annotation, molecular function: GTPase activity; translation elongation factor activity; GTP binding. The coding region runs from base 332 to 1720 and encodes 462 amino acids. The transcript has 8 exons. Gene Ontology annotation, biological process: translational elongation; translation. The record is from RefSeq and is a predicted model, not a curated record.